CAUCUCCUUCCUCAAAACCAGCUACAGUUCACUGGCAUGAUGGCUUCACAGUAGAAACUCCAACGCUGGAAUCAAUGGCUUCUGAGGCAGCACAGGCUCUUGCAGAAGGUGGCUUUUGCCUCACCACACCAUGUCACAGCUGAGCAGAGGGGAGAAGUGGCAGUGGCCAGGUACUAAUGAACAUCUGCCUCUGCACCCCUGCUACCCCGCCACCGUCCAACUGGGAAAUGUUGCUGAGCUCCUGUCUGUCUACACACUUCUGUUGUUUUGGAAAUAUUUCUGAUUCAGAAAUGAGAAUAAAGAAAUUUCAGUGUUCUGGAUGGAAGCUUUUUCGUUGGGUUCUGGAGAAUUAGCAGGUGACCCAUGAGACUAGAGUGUUUCUUUUUCUGUACCCAGACUGGAAUUAGCCCAAGAAUUGUUCUCAGGAGAACAAUGGAUAAUAAUAAUACAUGCAAUAUAAAUAACCAGGUGGAUAAGUAUUUGUUUCCUGUUGUUUACAGCAUUGUGAUUGUGAUCGGUAUUCCUGUCAAUUGUAUUUCCCUCUAUGUAGCCUGCGUGCAGGUGAGGAAGAAAAAUGAGUUAGCAAUCUACCUCUUCAAUUUAUCCCUGGCUGACCUCUUCUACUGUCUGAUUCUACCUCUGUGGAUUGAUUACACAUCGAGGGGAGACAACUGGCAGUUCUCUUCCUUGCUCUGCCAGAUUUCUGCCUUCAUUGUACAAACAAAUUUUUACACUAGCGCUGUUUUCCUCACCUGCAUCUCUGCUGACAGGUACCUAGCCUUAGUUUACCCAUUAAGGUUCCAACAUCUGCGCUCAAGAAGAUGCGCCUUGAUUGUCAGCAUAUUUUUUUGGGCUUUGGAAACCAUCUUGAAUUUCUCAGUUCUGACCCAUAAUGAAACAUUCACUAACGUUUGCAUGUUCAGGAACUAUACAAUAUGUUAUGAUAAAUACCCCAUGGAACCUUGGCAAGCCAGAUUCAACAUAUUCAGGAUAAUUACAGGACACACAAUCCCUUUGACCAUCAUUCUGUUUUGCUACUAUAAAAUUUAUCGAGUUGUAAGACGUAAUCAAGCCACGGAGGACAGAGAAAAAAGGAAAAUCAAGAAGCUGUUACUGAGCAUCACUGUUACUUUCAUUGGUUGCUUCACCCCCUACCAUGCUGUGCUGCUCAUUCGCAGCAUUAAAGACUCCCUUCAUAUGUAUACGAUUUACAGGAUCAUACUGGCUUUAACAAGUUUGAACUGUAUUACUGACCCAAUUCUGUACUGCUUUGUAAGUGAAUCUGGGAGGACAGAUAUCCUGAACUUGUUCAAAUGCUGCUUUUCUAUGCAGCACACUGAGUUAAGCCAGCCCAGGACGGUUGUUGUGUCUAGUACUAUUUCCAAGAGCAGUAGACGAGGGACCAGUGGGGACCUUUGUGUGAAACUGAACCACCUUUAAAAAGACCUGAAAUAAUGAAUUGUCAAAGCAAGGGUUGAUAAUUAAUGCAGAAAGGCCAAAUUCUUCCCUCAUUUACAUCCAGUAAACACCACUAAAACUGAAUUAAACUAUCCUGAGAAAAGUGAAAUCAGAAGAGUUGCUGGGGUGUAGCUGAGGACUAUUUUUUUACAGCUUUUCAUAUACAAGGAAGAAUGCAUAUUUUAGUGAUUACAGGUGAUAAAUAGGAGCCAAAUUCUCUCAUGGGAUCUAACAGAGAGACAUCAAGUCACUAAAAUCAAUGGAACCUACACCUAGCCCAAGUGGACCGCUAAAUCAGGCCUAGUACUAUCUUUGAUGGAAUGUUUUCAGCCAACCUAUGUAGCACACCUCUAGAUCGGGCUGUAUGAUGGAGAACCACCAGGCAAAAGUUCUCUACCUACGGUGGUCUUAGACAGCUAUAUAGAAAGAUUUGUCAAAGCAUAUGUUUAUGCAUUUAAUUUACACAUGUCCCUAUCACAUUGAUCCUGGCAAUUACCACUGGUUGUGCCUGUUCAUAUCAUCCAUGAAUCGGAUACUCAGACACUUUUCUAAAUUAAAAAAAAAAAAGAUUCUCACUAUUCUCAGUUGUAAUGACCACAUGUAAGUGGUCCUGUCUUUUGGCCUAUUUUUUUUGCAUUAUAUAUUAGUAUCUUCCCAACAAAUUCUUAUGCUCAUUUGUUUUUUCACAUAUAUAUAUUGUUUGUUUCAUAGUUUAAACACAUAUACACAUCACACACACACACACAACAUUUAAACUAUGAAACAAACAACAUAGGAAACUGCAAUGCAAGUUGUGCUGUCUUAUCACAAACCUGAUCUAGGCACAUAGCAUGUUUAAAAAGCAGAUGUUUAAUUUCACCACACUGGAAUAAUAAAGAAACCACUUCCACUGAAUUUGAAGCAGUUUAGCGUACCAGUGCCUGUUGGCUCCUGAAAAGUUCCGUUCAGAGAAGUACAACACUAUGAAUAGUGCUGUACUUGGGUAUCUCAACACCUUUGUGAGAUACCCUCAGAAAGAAAAUCAGCCUAACUGUAAGACCUUAACUGGGAAUACACGUUUGGCAGCAAAAAGGUAGUUCUAGCCGUCACAGCAUAGAUAAAAUAUUGGAAUGGGAUUGAAGACAUUCAUUCCUUGCCUUCCAGUCUCUUGCUUAGCAAAUCACUAUGGACUACAUCUAUUAAAGGAUUUUUGUACCCGGAAGUCAGAUAUGCAUCACCCAACUAUUAAGCAGCUAUUCCCCCGAAUACAAGCCAGAGCCCAGUUUUAGGAGCUGAGGCUGUCUGCGAAGUAUGGGUCGAGUUAGGACGCUUAGAAUGGAGUCCAAGAUAGAUGCCAGAAAGAAGACUGAAGUCAGCACAGUCAGCAGGCAGCUAUAUAGAGCUAGCCAGUAGUACUAGCUAGGCCCAUAUCUUAAACCCUGUCCUCUGCAACUCAAAAGAUUUAUUCAGGGUUUCAAAGACAUUUCCCCAUCCUUUCCUGAUAAGCACCUGCCCCUUUUUUCUUAUCAAGGACAGCUCUGAGCUUACUUCUUUACUCAAACAGAAAUAAGAGGACAGGUGAAAAUAGUACCUACUUUUUAUAUAAUAGCCAAGAAGUCAGUCACUUGCCCAGGAAAUGAGAGACCUGAAUUCCUUGCCCACCUCAUAUUCAAGAGAUUCAACCACCUAUCACCCAGGUUAUGUUGUUGCCUAUUCCAAAUGAGGGACUUCUCCACCAACCUAUCUUACCUUGUGCCACAGUACAGAAAAGAAUUCAAGAUCGAUUAGGCCAGAGAGAAAGCAAGAGUGAGCCUGACUUGCUAGACUAAUACCUAGACACUUCCAUGGGAGACAUCGCACUGAAUCUCUUCAGGUAGAGGAAGGAAUUGGACCUAGCUUUCAUGCUUCCAAGGCAAAUGUCCUAACCACUAAGCCAUCAUAUAAAAAGCAGACAUUUCCUCCUCCAGGCACACUCUAACAAGGAAACAGGAACUGCAAGUACAUUUUAUAUGGACUCUGAUCCUGCUGGUAUAUGUAGGAUGUGUCCAGACAAUGCCUACCAGACCAAAGGGAUUUAAGUGAAGGAACACUGACAUUGACUGUGCGAGCAAGAUAUCAAGCUGCUCAGCCCUGUCAGAAUAGGUACAGUGCAGGUUUGGGUAUCUAAGAAACUUUAAAGCAAAAAAACCCCACAAAAAAACCAAAAAACAAACAAACAAAUAAACAAAACGUAAAAUGGUUUUGAGCUUUAUGUGCCUCCAGUAUUACAUGGUUAUUGAGCAAGGGUAUUCAAGGUUAUAACUUUGGACUCGCAUGCCUAAAAUCGAUCUAAGUCCCAUUUUAGAUGUCUGAAGUCCCAUCUACACAGUAAAAUUACUCUAUUUGUCAGCAACACUCUUAAGCACGUGACCAAUCAGGCUGCCUCCUAAACAGGAAGCCGUAUAGCUGUGCCUAUGCUACAUGCCAGACAAGUUUGUACCAAGGCAUGCUAACUGACCCUGUCUUUCAGCAGAACUAAUCAACCCAUCUGAAGUGCCACACAGAUGUGACUACAUUCAUUCUAGUUUAAGGACCCUUCCACACAGAACAGCUCAGCAUGUUUAAGGGCUCUUAUGCCAGGAAUAGUACAUUUACCAUAUAGACAUUGCCAUAAAUCUUUUUCUGGAUGGCCUUAGUCCGGGUUUAAGCUCUGCACAUGCAGACCUCAGUGUCGGCAUGACCGGUUGCAGGAAAUCUUCAUAUAUUUUGAGUGUAAGACCCAUGGUAAAUCAUUAUAUGUCUUAUUUCUAUAAAAUGGGGAAGUGAUACUGCUCCUACCUCCUUCAAGUAUUUCACAAUACUACAAUGGCAAAUUACAGUUCUUUUGUAUAAAUGUUUUAUUUUAAAAAGCAGAUGGGGAAAAAAUCAAAACAAAAAAAAUUACUUGUAUUAGGGCUGCAUUUAGCUCAGUUUUGAGUAAGUAUACCUCCACUUCAUUUAGUGGCAUGAAAAGAGAAUUACUUAUACUGUGUCUAAAUUAGGUCCUAAGCUUUUAUAAAGCUUUUACUUCCCCAGAUGACAAUCAAAUAACUUGAUCUGAAACUGCUCACAUGAUCCCAUGUCUAAUCUUGUUCAGGAUUACAUUUUCUGAAUCAUCUUUCAAGUUGUUUGAAGACACAGCUGUGCUUACAAUAGACAUAGGAUGUAGGUUUCAAAGCAGUGUGAGGGAGCAAGAAGCACAACUCCCAUUAAAUUUUAGUGAAAUUUAGAUGCCUGUUCUGUUGAGCUACUUUGAAAAUCCCAGACAUUAUGCCUGAAAUUACAUUUCUAUCUGGCUACAGGGAAGUUUUGAAGGUGUACAGCCAGCUAUGUGUUGUACCUUGCAUCAUUUCUGUGUUUGUCUAAUAAUUUUUAGAAAACAAAAAAUGUAAUAUAAGAAAAUAUAUUUUUUCUACAUUUUUCAAUGUCUCAUCAAGUUUGUUCAUCCCCAUGAUGGUGAGUUUGCCUGGAGAACUGUCAUUUAACAAAGGAUGUUGCAAGUCUUGUGCUCAACAUAUAAUUGCAAGGGGUUAUUUCACUGAUGGGUGCUGCAUACAGAAAUAACUGAAUAAACAUCUUCCUCUAGGAUUGAUGCUGCAAUUCUUCUUACCAACACUGCCAAUUACUGUAUUUUCUUGCAUAAAAUGCACACCCAAAUAAAAUACUUCUUGUUUUUAGAAGUCAGAAUGGAGAAAAAAGAUUUUUCAGAAUAAUGGCUGACUCCUGGAAGUGCCAGAGUGUCUAGGACAUGUUGCAUUAGGAACUUCCUGAUAUGUCUGACUAUCUCCUGCAGUGGCCCCAGACCCUUGCAAAGGGCAAUAGCAAGACUGUUAGUUCUUUAUAUAAGUUUCUGUAAAUAAAGUG
Messenger RNA from Alligator sinensis (Chinese alligator), 5319 nucleotides. It is a transcript of the gene GPR65, whose product is annotated as G protein-coupled receptor 65. Gene Ontology annotation, molecular function: G protein-coupled receptor activity. Gene Ontology annotation, biological process: G protein-coupled receptor signaling pathway. The coding region runs from base 364 to 1440 and encodes 358 amino acids. NCBI's taxonomy places the organism in Eukaryota, Metazoa, Chordata, Crocodylia, Alligatoridae. The transcript is spliced from 3 exons. The record is from RefSeq and is a predicted model, not a curated record. Gene Ontology annotation, cellular component: membrane.